AUGGGUUUCCCCAGUGGUAACAUCAAAUUCCCAGAGAUUGUAUUGUUACUUACCUCUCAAUACAAUCUAUUAGGUCAUAUCAAGGCCAUUGUCAUAGCAGUUCUUUCUCAACUUCCAUUGCUUGGCAAAGUCUAUCCAUUUGGACGUGGUCGCCAUGAUAACCAGGCGGAGAAUCGCCCAUCUCCUUCUUUAGUUCCAGUCCCUGUCUUUUUCAUGGUCCAGUCUGUGAAAAACCAGCUUCCUGUCAUGCAAUAUAGUUGUUUUGUCAGCAGAAGAUCAGGAGCUUGUGAUACCGACGACCCUACCUGCAUUGUUUGCAUGAAUUGCAUUGAGAGAAGCCACGAGGUCAUAGAGCUUAGCAGUUGUAACCACGUGUUUCACAGAGAUUGCCUAGGUUGUUGGAUCGAUCAUGGCAACAUUACAUGCCCCCUUUGCAAAUCCAAGCUGUUGCCAGCUCAGGGAAACAAUUCAAGACUAGGAAGCGAUCCAUGGAGGAGGGAAAGGAUGAUUUACCUGUUCGGCGAAGAUGAAAUGAUGGGCACAUGGUUAUUAUGA
Durio zibethinus is the source of this 555-nucleotide messenger RNA. RefSeq names its product brassinosteroid-responsive RING protein 1-like. Gene Ontology annotation, biological process: protein ubiquitination. Gene Ontology annotation, molecular function: ubiquitin protein ligase activity. Lineage: Eukaryota; Viridiplantae; Streptophyta; Magnoliopsida; Malvales; Malvaceae. The record is from RefSeq and is a predicted model, not a curated record.